Chiloscyllium plagiosum (whitespotted bambooshark) is the source of this 1053-nucleotide messenger RNA. NCBI's taxonomy places the organism in Eukaryota, Metazoa, Chordata, Chondrichthyes, Orectolobiformes, Hemiscylliidae. The record is from RefSeq and is a predicted model, not a curated record.
AUGCGUACAGCGGGCUGGGUGGGAGAUCACUUCUGCGCAGACGCAGUCUCCCCAUUCAGUGUUGGAGGGUCACGUGUCCUCACUCCCCACUCCCCUCACUCUCAACAUUGCAGUGUCUGCGGGAGGGUCACAGUGUCCUCACUCCUCACUCCCCUCACUCUCAACAUUGCAGUGUCUGCGGGAGGGUCACGUGCCCUCACUCCCCACUCCCCUCACUCUCAACAUUGCAGUGUCUGGGGGAGGGUCACACUGCCCUCACUCCCCACUCACCUCACUCUCAUCAUUGCAGUGUCUAGGGCAGGGUCACAGUGCCCACACUCCCCAGUCCCCUCACUCUCAACAUUGCAGUGUCUAGGGCAGGGUCACAGCCUCACUCCCCAUUCCCCUCACUCUCAACAUUGCAGUGUCUGGAGGAGGGUCACAGUGUCCUCACUCCCCACUCCCCUCACUCUCAACAUUGCAGUGUCUGGGGGAGGGUCACAUGACCUCAAUCCCCACUCCCCUCACUCUCAACAUUGCAGUGUCUGGGGCAGGGUCACAGUGACCUCACUCCCCAUUCCCCUCACUCUCAACAUUGCAGUGUCUGGGGCAGGGUCACAAUGUCCACACUCCCCACUCCCCUCACUCUCAACAUUGCAGUGUCUGGGGGAGGGUCAAGUGCCCUCACUCCCCACUCCCCUCACUCUCAACGUUGCAGUGUCUGGGGAGGGUCACAGUGUCCACACUCCCCAGUCCCCUCACUCUCAACAUUGCAGUGUCUGGGGGAGGGUCACGUGCCCUCACUCCCCACUCCCCUCACUGUCAUCAUUGCAGUGUCUGGGGGAGGGUCACGUGCCCUCACUCCCCACUCCCCUCACUCUCAACAUUGCAGUGUCUGGGGCAGGAUCACAGUGCCCCCACUCCCCAUUCCCCUCACUCUCAACAUUGCAGUGUCUGGGGGAGGGUCACAGUGCCCUCACUCCCCACUCCUCUAACUCUCAACAUUGCAGUGUCUGGGGGAGGGUCACAGUGCCCUCACUCCCCUCACUCUCAACAUUGCAGUGUCUGGGGUAG